This is a messenger RNA of Candidozyma haemuli, 2451 nucleotides long. RefSeq lists its product as uncharacterized. Gene Ontology annotation, molecular function: ubiquitin binding. NCBI's taxonomy places the organism in Eukaryota, Fungi, Ascomycota, Pichiomycetes, Serinales, Metschnikowiaceae. The record is from RefSeq and is a predicted model, not a curated record. The coding region runs from base 1 to 2451 and encodes 816 amino acids. The transcript has 2 exons.
AUGUCACAACGAAGAACUCAGAAGGGCCCACAAAGGAGAGCUAACGGCACUUCAGGGAAUGGCCCCUCCGCAUCACCUCAAUUGCAAACUUUGAAUGAAAUGUUUCCGGACUGGGAAUCGGAUGACUUGGCCACUUUUUUAUUCGAGCACAACAAUGAUGUUGAAAUAGUGAUUGAUUUGAUCGUUAAUAAUAAGGUCGCCAAAUGGGAGCCCAUCAAAAAAGAGUCUAAGCCCAAGAGGAAAGAUGACUCUCACGAGUAUGCCUCCUCGGCUGUCACCACCACGCCACAUCAAGAAUCAUCAUCUAAAUCUGUCAAGCAUACCAAAGACAGAAUAAAGUUGGAUAAAAAGAGGGAUAAAAAGCCUUUUAAGAAGGAAGCAGCGCUGGCUCAACACGGCCAUGGUCAUGGCCAGAUAGCACCGAAAAAUACGGCAAGCCCUGGGGCCAAAUCCGAUAUUUCUAGCUUGGAGGCUCAAAAGCUGCCUCUGAAUUCAUGGGCAGCAGCUCUAGGCAAAGAUUCAAAGCCAAAACAAAGAGAAGCACUGCGCAAUAACAUAAAAACCCAGGAAACGGAAGACGAAGAAAAGCCCACUCCUGUCGAUCAGCAUCGGAAAUCAGAUUUAGAUCAAACCUCCUCAGAAGGAAAACAUGGAAAGGAAGGCUCUCAGGAUUUGUCCAAGGAAUCCCUGACUUCCUGGGCUACUGCUAUCAAGCCCAGGACAAAGCCACAGGCAAGUAACAGAAACCUUGAGUCCCUGGAAGCCAGAUCUUCGAGUCACAAUGUUGAUCACAACAUUCUCAACAAUGAAAAGCCUGAUAGUGUAGAGUCGACCGAUGUUCAGGAAAAGCCUGCUUCUCAGACCGAAGAUGUACAGCUUCCUCAAGAAAUAUCCUCCUUGGUGAAGGAAUCUGAGGUCGUUCUACCACAGGAAGUCAGUAACAUUGGAGUAUCUUUUGGUUCGUUAUCUUUGGGAGCUAAGGAGGCAGUGCAACAGCGUGGUGAGCAACAGCGCCCGUCUGCGAUUCCACCAUCUUCUGCUGCCGAAGUUUCUCAUCAGAAUGAGGCGGCUUAUCAUGAUUCAGGCAAUGACUCAGGCAACACCUACAGCCAGAAUCAGUCUCAAGAAACACAGUCAACACAACGUGUUUCUCAGUCACACCAGCAUCGGGAUCAGCUGCAACACUCCAAACCUAGUCAACAAGUGGAACAAUCUCAGCAAGCCGAACAGCCUCCACAGUCCCAGCAGCCCAAGCAUGGUUAUCAAGCGCAUGAUGGCCCUCCUCAAGGACAAGACUACUAUUCUCAAUUUCAACAGAUCCAACAACUGUUUCCACAACUGGCUGCAGCUGGCACCCUUCCUGCACAAUUUGGUUAUCCCGGUUAUGAUUACACGGCAGCUUUUGGUCAAGCGGGUAUCGGUUCAAUGUCUCCAGCGUAUUUUCACAAUACUAUCGGCAACGCUGGCCAAGUAAAAGGAGGUUCUCAAACUGGAAGUGCAAACGCGGAGAUUGGAGAAUCCCCCCUUGUUCAAGGUUCAAACAUCGCCCAGCAGCAUUUGCAAAGUUCCCAGCAGAAUCAACAGGUGCCUGGCACCGCUCCAUUCGGGUUUCCUAAUUAUUACAGCUACUACUACAAUACACCAUACUACGGGAAUGGCGCUGGGAUGGGUGCCUCGGCUGGAGCUUUUGGUAUGCAGCCCCAAUUGAGCGAGGGAUCAUCAGGUAGUCAACAUCCAAGCGGUGGAGAUAAUGAGGCUGCCCUGGCUCAAGAUGCCCCAAAUACCCAUGCAGCAAAUCAAUUUUAUGGUCAGUACUAUGCCACUCCAACACAAUAUGGUAAUAGGGCCGGAUUCCACUUUAGUGGUUAUCCUAACUCCCAGCCUUUCCCACAAAGUGCCGUUCAGCUAGGAGACCCCAAUGACAAGCAGCAGACGAACCAUCAUCAACCCCUGAACCAGCCUCAGUCGCAAACUCAAGCACCAGGACCAUCUCAUCAACAACAACAGCAGCAACAUGGCCAACCUCAGCAGCAGCAGCAGCAACAACAACAGCCGCAGCAUGGUCAGCAGCAGAUUCCACAAGGUGUUCAAUCACAGUCUGGGCCUUUGCCUAAUGCCAUCCCAGGCUUUCCGCAACAGAUGCCUCAAUAUGCGAACUACCAGCAGUAUCCUCAAUAUGGAGUGUCGACUGAGAAGAAGAAGUCUUCUAGAAAGAAGAAGGACCCAAAUGCUCCAAAGAGAUCCUUAUCUGCUUAUAUGUUCUUUGCCAAUGAGAACAGAGAUAUUGUGAGGGCUGAGAAUCCAGGCAUCACAUUUGGACAGGUCGGCAAGAUGUUGGGUGACAAAUGGAAGGCCAUGACUCCUACCGAUAAGGAACCAUACGAAAGCAAGGCGGCUGCAGACAAGAAGAGAUAUGAGAAAGAGAAGGCGGAGUAUGCCAAAAGGCAGUAG